This is a messenger RNA of Columba livia (rock pigeon), 18695 nucleotides long. RefSeq names its product WD repeat domain 20 (gene WDR20). The transcript has 4 exons. NCBI's taxonomy places the organism in Eukaryota, Metazoa, Chordata, Aves, Columbiformes, Columbidae. The record is from RefSeq and is a predicted model, not a curated record. Gene Ontology annotation, molecular function: protein binding. Bases 15057 to 16301 code for a protein of 414 amino acids.
UGUGGGCGGGGGGCGGAGGCCGCCCCCUCUGGGCCGCUUCGCCUUCGCCUCCCCCGCGGCGGCCUUGGGGCUGGCGGCUGCCCGGCUGUGGCUGGGAGUCAGUCCGUGCCCCGAUUAACUGCUCUGCGGGGUAGCGGCUGGGGAGGGCGGGGGUAGGCCCUGGGUUGGAUGAGGGGACUGGUGCUGGCGGGCUACGUCAGAUACUGUGUCACCGACGGUAGGGGUGUGUGGGGAGCCCCUUUGGAGGGAUGCGAUUGCUUGGGCUCUGCUUGGAGUACAGGAAUGAGGGUUGGUUUUCCAUUGGCGACGCAGCCCUGGGCCUCCUUCACCUGCUGCUUCAGGUCUGAGUUUGCUGGACAGUGACACUUGGUGUGAUUAUGAUGGUUUCAAAUCCCUGCUUCCAGGAUCUUUCUAGCUUUGGUUGACUGGCUACAGUAUUCACUAUAGUUUUAGGCCUUCAUUGUGACUUUGAAGUGUGGACUGAUUUUAGGAUUGUUUCUAAAUGGGAGCAGUGCAAUGAGCUGAAUUUUAAAUGUCAGAUAAUUAACACAGAUAAAGUUGCUUUUACAGGAAAGAACCAUUGAUGCACUUGAGAGAGACUCCUUACCUGUCAUAAUUUGGCACAGGACUAACAGUGCAUGCGUUUGAUCUCUCAGUUCACUGUAUUUAUGAACAAACCCUUUCUACUUGUUUCUUAAGGUCCUCAGUGUUAUGGGAUUUAGAGAAGGAUUCAGAAUUUGUCAUGCUGAGUGACCAUGUGUCACUGCUAAUAUAUGUAAACACAAAUGUAAUGGUUGUCAGCUUUCUAUUUUACCUUUCACAAAGUAGGUGUUUGUUAUCUUACAUAUUUGGGACUCAGCUGCCAUAAUGUGAGUACCUUGAAAUCUUACUGCUCUUUACCCUCCAUUCAACGUGAGACGAAGGCACAGAGAGCUAGUGAUGGAUGCUUUCUCUGUAUAAAAUAUAAGCACCAGCUUGAGAAUAAAGCCUAUGUGCUUAUCUGUUGACUGUGACUUGACAGAUCUGAUAUGUCCUGUAUAAUUAUAUGGAAAAAUGUGUGUAUGGUUUUUAUUUUCACUCCUUAAUUAAUUUUAAUAAUCUAGUUAUGUUUUAAAUAAUACUUAGACGAUAGUUUCUUUGAGCAUUCUAUUAGUAUUUUGUAUCAAACAGCAUUUGCUAUUUAAAAGCGGUUGUUAUCUUUGCUAUUCCAAGGUAUUGUGGGUGGCAAUAUCUGUGAAAAUCUCUAUCCUGAAUUAUUACCAUAUUUGGAUUCUAGUAUCUUAUGUUCAUUUUUCUGUACGAAGUAACUGCGGAGUUCUUUCACUUAGAUUACAGAGCAGGCCUUUAUGUAGUUUAGUAAUGGUACGUGUGAUUCUUGCAAGUUGUCUUAGUCAUCUCUUGCCACACUUCUAAAAAAUAAUAAUCUAAAGCUGGAAACUUCAUUGAGAAUAGGGAACUGAAUAACUUUUUCAGAUUAUAAAAAGUAAAAAAGUACUUUGAGCUAAGUUUAUUUUUUUGGAUGCUAAAAGCUGCUGGUUUGAUACACAGUAACAGAAAAUUUUAGUUUGUCAGGCUAACCUGUGAGAUUUGAGGCAUACUUUUUAUGGGUGUUAAAUACUACUUUGAAUAGUGUAAAACGUAAGUAUUUUUAGAACAGAAUUCAUUUCAAUGACCUUUUACAGUGUUAACAAUGUAAAAUGCACUGUAUAUUCUAUAUAUAAAAUACAUUACCUUUAUUAGAAUGAACCUAGAGAAAGAGCCGAAAUAGGUUGAAGUCCACUUAAGGAAAAUGCUUUAAAUGAGAAUGGGGAAGAUGAUCUGUCUUAAACUUGUAACACUUGCUUCUUUGGAAUUUAUUUUGAAACUAUUCAAUUGGAAGUCACUGUUUUGUCUAUGUACAAAGCUGACGUAAGAACAGGCUGACAGUCUUUCAACUGAUUAUUUGAGCUUUUCAGAAUCAAAAGUUAUAUCUUGUGACUAUUGUAAAAGGGAGAAAACUAUCGUUACCUAAAUUGCUAGUGUGUAAUUCUAUCUUUAAACUGGACAAACUGUGAGACUGCACGUUUUCCUGCUCUUGAGGGUGGGAGUGACUUUUAUCUGUUGAAGACCAACCUAUUUGUGAUCCUCUGCAUAAUACAGAUGCUAAUAACAUCAGUUUUAAUUGUUAGUUCAUAAUUAUCUGUGUAUCCUUUAAAAAAAAAUCCCUAAUUACUUUAUAAUUUUCAUUUUGGCUAAGUCAUAUUAGGAUAUUAGAGUAUGAGUUGAAUUUAGUGAAGCUGUACUAUGUAUGUAUCAGGUAGCUAUAAUGUUGUCUUUCUACAUUUUUUUUAAGCUCUGCUUCUUUCCUUCCUAAGAAAAUGCUAUAUUUUUACUAAAAUGAGUUAAAGAACUACCAGGACUUUAUUUUAAGUAACUGUGUCUGUUAGAUACUGAGAUAAUUCUUACAUCAGUAAUCCAUUGCAGAUCAGUACACAUCAAGUAAGAGUCACACUUAAGCCAUGAAUGACACUUAAGAGUAAAUAACAUAAUAUUGAGUCAAAGAUAACACUUGAAAGGAUAUUUCUUGAAAUCAAUGAUGCUAAACUUUCUUUUAGUUUCGCUUAAAUCCUAAAUACAUUGCAUGUGCUACAUCUAGUCUGUAAGUCAUCUUUUUAAGUAGACUACUGAUGUAUGUCUUCUGUUUAGGAUAUUUAACUUGUAUAAAGAAAAUACAUUUGCAGGGAUGUUUCUUUAACCUUGAUCUGUCUUCCAAGAAACUUGGUUGAAAAGUUGUGUCUGGUGUCCAGGACAGUGGAGUGGAGAUUGGAGCACUGAUAGACAGGGAUAAUAGUUUGGUAGAGAGACAAGGGAGAGUUUUGGACAGCAUUUUAAGCUGUCUUAAAAGACUUUCUGAAGCAAAAAGGUAUUUUCUCUCAAUUUUGUUCUUCACCCCUUUAAAAAGGAAGCUGAGUUUUUACUGUUUCAUGUUUCCAUGUUAUCACUAAACUUUACUAUUAGCAUGAAAUAUGUUACCAUGUUUCCAUAUUUUCCACGUCAUAGAAAGCACAACAAUUAUUGUUGUUUUUAUAAUGAAACUUAUGCAGCUCUCCUUGUGUUAAUAACGCAAUGCAUGCUUCCAGAAAACCGCUGCUUUCUGAUUUGGGUUCACUGAAAAGAGAAAUUAACCUAUAGUUUAGUAAGGAGAAAUUAAACUGUGAUGGAAUGAGAUGUGGUUGCUUUACUUAUGUAAGUGUAUAAUUAUUCUCAACUGCACUGAGUGUCAAUGGGCUUUCCCUUUCAGUCCUUAUCUCUGGCCUUAAGGUUAGAUGUGUACAGUGAUUUCUUGUUAAACAGGAGGGGUCAGUUUUCAUGAACUCAGCUGAUCUAGUGACAGCUGAAAGUGAUGGUCUAGCAGUCUAGUAUCCUCUUGGCACUGUGCUUCGAUCUCCUUUGGCUGUGCUCAGCCUCUGGUUGGGCUAGUUCAGCUUGCUAAACCAGCAGCAAAAUACUUGCUGUUUUUCUGGGCGGAUUUGCUCUUGAUUUGGUGAGUUGACCUGUUUCAGCUUGGGGUCAGAUAUUAGCAGGCACAGUGAUAGCAAAGAAAGGGUUGGGGGUGGGGCGAAGGAAUAAAGCUGCCCACUUUAGUGGCCUGGCCUGCCAGAGCAGAUCUACCGCCUUAUGAGGUCUGACCUGAAUAAAGCCUUUACCUUCAGCCUUAUGUCAGAUUCAGAAUUAUCUGUUCUUGGGGAAUUGUUAACUUAAUUUUGAUUAAGCAAAUCACAGGUGUUAAAGGAGGCUUUUUCCAUUAUUUUAGGUGUUUGCUUCUUUAUGGAGUAGGGUUAUGAGGUAAUAAUUCAAAAAUUAUUGUUCAAACUAUGAUGCUUUGAUGCUUUGGAUGGGUUGCCUUUUUGUGCAGCCUCAAAUCAGGAGUGAGGGCUGUUUCUUGAUUCUUGAUUAUGAGAUGAUCUUGGGGUGCUUGAAUAUGGCUUGUGGCUAGCUUCACAAAAUGAUUUGUUAGUUGAUUCAUUAGGCUGGAAAAUGAGACUGCUACCUCAUCCUCCUCCCCUUAGGGAUGACUGACAAAACAAGGCUUUCUAGAUUACUGUUGACAUUGCCUACCAAAUCUGUUUUUCUUUCUACUGGGAAGCUAGUACAUUUUCCUUCUAAGAAAUUACGUGUAUGAUAAUUAAUGUGUUAUUCUCUGUAGAUUGUAAAGGUUUCUGGGCAAGUUAGUCUGCAACUGUCAGGGCAAUACAGUCAUAUACAGGUACAUAUUAGCAGUAGUGUUGCACAGUGCAGUCUUGGUUUUUACAUAGCCAAUUGGGAACUCAAUUUGAAUGUGUAGUUUAGCUUAUUGUAUGAUGCUUGACUUUUUCCAUUGUAUUUAAAUUUUCACUACCUAUUCUAUUUGUUAGUAUGUGCCAGGCUUUCCUAACGUUGAUUGUUUCAUUUUUUUGGAACCUCUUUCUCAGGAAAAGAGGCAUACUGUCAGUCCCUGGUUAUCAGUAAAAAUACUGAUGAUGUGUAGGAUUCCUCCCUUUGCAGUUCUUGAAAUUACCUUUUUUAUGUCUGGUUUGAUACUGGAGUCUUUGUCUAGUUGAGAAGUGUUGUUCUUGUUGGUGACUUUCAUUGUAUAUACUGUUCAUCUAGGACCUUGUCUCAAAGAAUGAUAAUGGGUGGCAUUUUCACUGUGCUUAAUUUAUGGCUCUUGGAAGAGCAGGGUGAGACAAUUCUGGGUUGGAAGCUGGAAUCUGUGGAGAAAACCAGCAAAUUUUCUCAAGAUGUGGUGAGAACAUGAGUUUGUGUUACUGUAUAUUUAGAGAUCACUAAGCUGUGUCAGGCCUCUGAAACAGAUGUAAGUUUUAAUAGCAUAUACAAGCUCUAAGAAUGCUGAGAUUUGUAAUGAUCUUUUGAAGAUACACUUGCUCUGAAGCGAAGUGUAGUAUACCUAUAUCUGACCAGAUCUUAAACUUGCGUAACAAGAAUUCCGCAGCUGCCCUAAAUAAUUUCUUUUCAUGCUUAGUUUUCUUUCUCCCCCCCUGCAAUAUCUACUAAACUACUUUUUGUUCAAGGAAAAAAAAAAAACACACCAAACAGAACCCAGAACAGAACCCAGGCUGAAUGCUGUUAUUUACUGUGUCCAUAGAGAACAGUUGACUAUUGCCAUUGGUUUUUACAUAUUUGAAAAUGUGUUACAUUGUUGUCUCAUUUUUUCCUAAGGUAAAUAAAUAAGUUCUUUUAAACUUUCUUCUCAGAUCUGAAGUUCCAAAAGUGUGAUUGCUUUCCUCUAUAUUGGUUGCUCUUAGCUUGCAGUUGUGGUACCUAAACUAGAUAUAGUACUUCCUGCUGUGUCUGCCUUCUCAUAUUGUCGCUAACGUAUUCAAUAAUGUUGGCAUUUUUGAAUCCUACUCAUAAUGUUGACUCACUUGGAUUGUUUCUUACUGUGUUGCUGCUUUUCUCCAUUUUUAUCCAUACUUUGAACUUUUUCAUUGUUGUUUAUAAAUGCCACAUAGCAUUUCCAUUUAAUUUUGAUCUAUUAAGUUGAUUAGAGGGUGUUUUUAUUUCCAGUUUCAUGCUGCAUACUGUAAAAAAAUCCUUCCAGUCCUGAUGUCAUUCACAAAUUUGAUGUGUACUCUCAUGAGUUAGCAAAAAUACCUCAUAGAACUUAAAACCCAUGUGUUAUAUUUGCUAUAGACCUUUUCUCUGGUCUUUUUUUUUUUUUUAAGAUGACAAUUAGAUCAGUUUGGUGCUUGAUUUUGCCAAGUUUUCCUUGUGGUGGUGGUGAUGUUUGUUUUUUUUUCCCUGCUUUGUCUAUGUGCUUACAGUCUGUAAUGUUUCAGUGCUUUUGAUACCAAAGAAAGCUUUACUACUAUGACUGUUGAAUUCUACUAGAAAGUGUUCUGUGUUUAAAUAUUUAUUUACGCCAGAAUCAAGCAUCACUCUUGUUGUCAAAGAGAUGGCAGACAAAGGUGGCAAAUGGAAGUACCACAGUAAAGACAGCGGAAUUUUUGUCAAAGGUAUCUGGUCCCAUCCUGCAACUGGGAAGAUACUAUUUUUCUGUGCUGGAGGAAUUUGUGUAGUCCUGUUUCUUGUUGAGUUUUUUCUUCUCUGUCUUGUAGAUGAUAAUAGUUAUGUUGGGACUGGAUUUGCCAGCCCUAUGGAAGUAUUGUGGCUAAAACAGUAGUACUUUACCUGUUGAUCUGUUCUUGUAAAGUUAUUUGAAAGUCUCUUUGAAAUUUGUUUCAAGUGUUUAAUGGAUGGAUAUACUGACCAGCUCGAGUUCUAUGGUGUAGACAGAUGUUUUCAUUCUAGCUGGGCUGCACUGCAGACUGCCAAGACGUGUUACAAAAUGUUCCUGUAGAGUUUUCUGAAGUGCUUUUUUUUGGCAACUCUUUUUUUUCAAUGACACUUUUGAAGGAAAUAGUGAAGAGCUAAUGCAGAUCACAGGAGUGUAGGUACCUCUAGGCGUUUAACUUCCUUGUGAGGCAUAUAUAGAACUAGGACGGGGUAGACUAAGAGGAAAGACUAAAAAGCUGCUUUAAAAUGAUACUGUUACACUGUUAAAGGUUUCUUGCUGUGGAAGAGAAUGAAAUAUCUAUGCUUGAGGGAGCUUGCAAGAUGAUUAUUAUCUGGGGACUACUUCUGAGUUGUAGAUAGUGGCAUCAGUUUGUAGUGCUUCUCUAUCUCCUAGUCUGUGCUUUGAGCUUGUAUCACAGCUGUUUGACUUCAGGAAGCUAUUACUGUGUAUCCUCUGCACGAUUGCUCUCUGAGGUGACAGUUCAUUUAUCCAUGGCUGCUUGUUUGGCUGGCAUGAUUGAGAGUGGCCAUGCCGGCCAAACCCCAAAUUGGUGCAUAGUAUUUUAUAACCAAUGAAUUUGUGUGUGCGUUGUGUGUGUGUCUGUUUUUUGGUUUUGGUGGUUUUUUGUGUUUGUUUUUUUUUUUUUUUUAUGGUGUUUUUUUUGUGUGUGUAUGUUGGGGUUUUUUUGUUGUUUGUUUGUUUUGGGUGUUUUUUGUGCCACUGUAGGUAUAACUCAGUUUUUGUUUUGUAUUGAAGUGUAAUUGUAAUAAUAUUGCACUUAUACCAGUUCAGUUGGGGGAAUUGAAAUUAGUGUAAAACCAUUGUGAUGAUUAUUUGCAGACUGACAACAUUUUAGUCAUAAUGCUUCACAGAUGCAAAUAAUGGUCAUUUGUAACAAACACUUCUGUGUCUGUAGUGAGUUUUGUGGGCUAGCUGUGUCAGAAUGUUUGCAAAAGAGUUGUGCUGUGUGCUUAAAUUACAAGGAGUUUGCAUUAUGUGUUGACAUCUGACAGUCUGCAAAACAGUUAGCUAAGUGUUACCAGUUAAAAUGUACAGUGAAGAUGCCUCAAACUCUAAUUAGACAUUGCCUAGACCCACCUCUGAGAGGAUUGCAAGCCAUAACUGUCGUUUGACAUUCCAGAAUCAAAUUUAAUGCCCUAGUUUGAAGUCUUACCAUAGUUCUCUGGCUAAAGGGAACCAUCUGAAAUACUUUCUUUUAAAGCACAAGUAUCCAGAGGCCACUUGCUGUCCAGUAGCCAUGACUAUGAGUUGACACACUUGGACAAAUUAGUGUUUGAAAAUGGUGACAUUUAGUGCCAAUAAUGUCUAAUAAUGCCAUUGUCCUCUUAGAAAGCUUGAGGAAACUAAAAAGUAAUAUUAAAUUUGCCAUACCAUAAGUUUAAUAAUAUUCUGUUGUGUCCCUCUCAGAAAUCAAGGAAUUUUCUUCCUUACCGCACCCCACUUUUAAGUUCAAAUAUAUAUGCAGUCCAUUUUCUACCAUCUACGUACCUCCUAUUUCUUGUUCCCUGUAACUUAAAAUAAAGCCCCUGUGUUUGUUUGUUCUGGCUUCUGUUUUGCAGACUGUUGGUAGAUCAGAUAUAGCCCUGUAGCCUUUGUACGCAGGACCACCAGCUGCUACGGUGGAAAGCUUUCCAGUGGCCAUGUCAUAACUUGCGUUGGGAUUUUUCUCCUGCAUUAUUCAGUAAAGCUGUUCAUAAUGGAAUUAUAGAUCUCUAAUAGAUACUUUCUGCAAAUUGAUUUCAGUUUUGGUUUACCAGCUAUAAUUGGUCUUUAAUUUAAUGAGUUAAUCAUAAGGUUCUCUGUGUGGCUGUAAUGGUCCAAGACAUACUUUUUUGUUUUCAUUUUCAACUGUGGGAUUGGAAGAUGGCUCUACUAAGUAGUUCUUGGCUUAAUAAUGCCUAAUUUUUUUACACCUUGAGAUUUUCCAGUGCUAUAUUAGACUAAAUACUGCUCUAAGCAAGAACUUUAACUAAAAAAUGCCCUGGAAUAUGGAGACAACACUGGAUGUUAUGAUGAAACUUGAUUAUUCCUAGUGUCCUAGGAAUAAAGAGUAAUUCUUGUUAUCUUACAGGAAGCUGACAUACAUUUUGCCGGGAAAGUCAUACCACAUAAAUCUUUGAGUGGACUCUGGUUUAUGUCUUUAGUGCUCCCUUUCAGCUAAAGGAAUGGAGCAGUGGCAACAGGAGGCUGAGUAGAUGCCGAUAUAUAGUGAAACUAUCUGUUAAAAAUCCGUGAGUCUGGUAAAAUAAACUAUUAGAACAAUGCCUGAAGAACAAUUUAGCCUGCACAGUCAAAAGGAUAGUUCUGUAAAUCUAAGUCACGUAUCUUCCUGACUUAAGAUGUAACUAUAACAUAUAUAUAAUUUUACAAGUCAUAGUCUCAUAAUAUUUUCACUGUGGCAAUUUAUUUCUAAGGUGGUUUGUUGUUGUGUUGGUUGGUUGGUUUUUUGGUCACAGUUCUUGUAACUAAGACUUCCACAGAAGUUGGGGAGGUUUUCCUUAGAUUUGAGGUGGAUAUUGGAGUAUGACCCUGACACAAGUUUGAAGCUAUCAUUGAAAUUAAAUUUUGGCAGAAGUUGUAUUUUUUUGUUGCUUUGAUUUUUCUGAUUUUCUGUUAGUUACUGUCCUCAGUAUGAUAGAAAAAUAGUUAUGCAAUGAUUUUCUUUUUUUAAAAAAAAGACAUGUUAGUAAGAUUUAUAGUUUAGGUGUUAGGAUUUGCAUAAUUUAGUGGUGUGAAUGGCAAACAUAAUCUCUAAAAGUCAACUUGUGAAGCCAUAGGUAGAGACCUAGUCUGCAUUUUCCUUCAAAUUUCCACCUUUCUUUCCUACUAGGUUCUGUAUUGCAAACAGUUGGAUUUAUUUUUUGGACUUUCUUUUUAGAUGAAAGUGUUUCUAGAGUUUGUUUGGGGUUGUUUUGGGGGAGGGGUUUGUGUUUUGGUUGGUUGGGGUUUUUAGCUGUUUUAAUAGGAGAGAGGGGCAGAGAGCUUCAAUAGCUAUCUGCUUGCACUUAGGGUGUCAAUAUGGUCUAUCUUAAAAAUAUAAGGCAGGAAUAUUUGCAUGGUUAGACAAUACCACUUCUAAAGUUUGAUACCAUGUAUACUGCAGAUUGUAAUAUUUCUUACCUGUCUUAUAGUUAUAGCCCAUCUUGCAUGUCUCAGUUCAAAUUACUGCUCUAUUGCUUAUAAGUAACACUUGUUUGUUUGUUUGUUUGUUUUAAUAGUGUGCCAGGACGUGGUUUUUCUCAAAGAAGACUUUCAGAAAUACAGGAUGGAGCUUGUAAAAAGAGAGAUGCUUGAGUUAGCUAGGGUGUUAUCGCUGCUUGAUAGCAUUAACUGUAUAUCUCACUGUAUAUCUCAGAUGACUUCUAGUAAAAUCUUGCUGUUCGUUCAGAGUGGGAUCUUAUGCACUAUUCCCUCUAAAGGGAACCGUGCAGUUGCGUUCCUGUCAGUUGAACAUGUGGGAAUGUCUGCAGUUCUCGCCUUCAGCACCGAAACUGUGGUCCCUUGUACACAAUAACAUUUGUGUGUCAUGUGCAGUUAGCAAAUGCCUGCAAGGUUUUAAGAUGAUGUUGUAGAUGAAAUUCCUGACCUGUUGGCAGGGAAGACUCUGUGCCAAUGAAGUGACUUCAAGCAUAGUUCUGUGUUUUAGCCAAAAUGCAGAUUCUGUGUCUGUGAAAGUGCACUAGUCUGAACUGGUGUGGUUAAAUGUGGGCACGUUAGCACUUUUGAAUCGGAGAGAUGAGGCAGACAACUGUUCUGAACAACUCAAAUAGAUGUCCAGAUGAAGCUGCCUUUAGUGAUGCUCAAGAUGAUUCAUACUUCUCAUUGUUAGGGUAACAAAGUGCUCGUUGUCCAUUAAGUUACUGCAGCAGUCUAGAGGCAGCUCACUGGCUCUGUGUUGCACUGCAGCAGUGUGCUUGUUUCUGUUCCCUCUGAGCAAUAGGUUGCCCGUUUUGCAAAAAAGUAUAGGGCUGACAUUGAUCUGUUUGAUCUGUGUAUUGGUUUUUGUUAGUCCUAAAUUGAUGGAGGCUUUGCUUGUACAUAAGAGAGUCAGACAAAGGGCGUUGUUGGUAAGAUCAGUGCUUGGGGAAGUCCAGUCUUACGAUGCUAGAAAAUGCUUUUGCUGUGCUUUCUCUUGAGUUGUUUGGGAACCCUUUCUUGAUUUAUAUCACCUCUGAUUAGUAGGUGACUUGCAACUGUGGCAUUUCCAGGGCAAGCUGAUGUAAAGGUGAAUUUAUAUUUGUACAGGCUGCUGAUACUGGUGCUAGGUAAAGGUGUGAUUAUUUUUGACAGCAGAAAUCCCUAGCAUGCAUAGUAUUAGUGUGCCCAUAUCAAUGGGAGGGGUGAUUUAGUAGCUGGGCUGUGUUCUGCCACUAUCUUGUGUUCAGUUCUGUGCCCUCAUAUAGGCACUCUUAGCCCCUUAAUGGUAGCUCUAGAAGAAAGUGAUAAAUAGCAGGCAAAAGGUGUUGUGGUUUGUUUUUUGUUUAUUUUUUUUUUCCCCACAUAAUGUCUUUACCAGUGGAACUGUCAGCACUUACUAUUACUUAAAGUAUCUUAAUACUUUGCUUACUUUAGAAUAAAGCUAUUGGGAAAGCUGGUGCUGUAAUUUGGAACAUGCUGCCUGUUGCUCUAAAACUUCCAAAGCAGGAUUCUGGUUUGUAAACUAAGUGAUAUCAUAGACCUUGUGCGUGUGGGCUUGCGGGACAUCUGAGUUCAGUGCAGUGGAUCGCUGGUAGGGAUGUGGUGCUUGGUAUCUGACUUCCGGUGGCCUGUGCUCCUGUUGUUGUUCUGCAACACUUUUUGCCUCAUUGAGUUGGGUUGUUAUGAAAUGUCUUCAGCUCCAGAAGGAAGAUGCCUUGCAAAUUAACAACUUAAAGACAGGAGUCAAGGCAAAUAUGUUAUUUUAUCUAUUUGUUACUAAGUAUGACCACAAAAAGCAUAAACCAAUGGGCUUCAUUCUGAUUUUGGAGCAUAGGUUAAACAUUUGGCUGAUAAUCAGAUAACUUCUAUAGGACUGUUCUGGGGCUCUUAGAAUAACAUACAGUUACAUUGUAUUUUUAGCACAAAAGUAAUUAGGGUUUUGUUCUAGUCAUAUUUUGUUAACAUGCUGCAACAUGGUGGAGUUAUGGUCUUGAUAACACUGUAUCAAAAAUGUCCAGCAUUCCUGUAGAGCUUGCAAAAUCCAACAGUAGCCAGAAAAGACAUAAUUCUGACUUUCUGGGCAGACAUUAUUGGGUUGCAUUUGACUCUUAUUGAGCUUUGUAAUGAAAAAACUACAAAUUGAUCAACAAGUGCUACAGUGAAAUAAGUUUCUAUAGCAACAGGGCAAUGCAGGGUACAAUUAUUCACACUGCUUUUCUGUAACGGAUAUUUUUUUCUUACAAGCAGCGAAUUUACACUGUUGGAUUAAAACAUUGUUUUGUUAUAGCAACAGAUAAUCCUGAGCUCUUUUGCUGCUGCUUUUUUUUCUAUGUCCUGAAGAGGGGACGGGGGAAACUUUUAAAGAUGAAUACCAGAGUGAUAGACUGGUGGAAACUCAACCUCCUAUUACUUGUCUGUAUGUUAUUUAGUAUAAUGGAACUAUACUGGCUAUAUUUUUAUGUAGUAUGAAUACUUUUACCUGUUGACAAGUCUACAUGAAACUGAACUUGCUUAAAUUAAAUAAUAAUGGUCAUAUAGUAGCUGGCAAACUCCAAGUAAAUCAACUUAGUUUAGCCCUACUGCUGAUUCCCUGAAUCAGUCAGACUUUUGGUUAUUUGUUCUUUGUAUGUUUAAAGUCUCUGUAUAUUUUGUUUGUUUUGGUACUUCUGAACUCCCUUAGAAAGAGAAUGUUGUUCUUCAAGCUUCCCUGUUAAAAUUAGAAAAGAUUAGAGUAUUGUCAAGGGACUGCAGAUGUUGGGUGUUGGGGUUUGUUUGGUUUUUUUUGCAACACUUGUAAAGCCAACUCUUGACUGUUACUGUAUUUUGAUCUUUCUAAAGUUGGAAGAAAUGAAAUUUGAACAACUUCAUUGAUGAAGCUACAGCAGCCUUAGUCUUUCAACAGGGAACUUUAUUUUGUGUGGUGUAUUUUGAGGAUACUUUGGAUGUCUGAUCACUUGAAAGAAAAAACAAAAGCAGCCGUUUGGUCUCUGGCAAGCUGUAUAUACAGUCAACCUCAAAGGAUGCUAUUGAUACAUGUGCAUGUAUUGUUAAAGUUUAUUUUUCUGACAACAUGACAAAACCAUACCAAUGCUUUAGAGAAGAAAAAGCUAAGGUUGAAAGCUGAGGUGAAAGUAAUUGCUUUGAAGGUGUGACUGACUAGAACAGCAGUCCAACAGGUCAGGUAACUUUGUGCGAGGGGAGCAGAUGAACAGCUCUGUCAUUAGGUUGUGCAAUGUUUCCAGUUUGUUCCAUGUUUUGGGGGCCAUCUAAAAGCAGCCUGCCAGCUGUAAUUUAAAUGAGUAUCACCUCUAACAGGUAAAAUUUUCUAAUCAAUUUCACUUGCAGAGCUGAAAGGAUUUAAACCAUUUCCCAGUGAAAGUAACUUACUAAGUGUUUAGUAAGUAUUCCAACUGAGCCUGUAAACAGAAUGAGAACAGUUGCUGAAUUGUGCUAGAAUGCAUGGCUUUACUUGGAAUCCAUUUAAUAUUUACACACCUAUUUUUCUUUAAUAUGUUUUUCACAUCUAGUACAUGUAUCUUAUCUGUAUUCAGCUGAUCUGAGUUAUGCCUCAUUCAGCAUUAUAACAGGUGAGAAAGGAGUGAUAAGUGUAGGCAACAGUGUGACUAGACUGUAGGAAUGGGAGGAAAUGAAAGGAUGCACUGGAGAAUAAGGAACAAGGAGGAGAUCAGAAAGAUAGCUGUUAGUUUUUUACUUUAGAGCUACAAAUAUGUUAUAACUUAUUACACUGUAACUGUUGAAAAAGGACUUACAAUUAACUAAGCAUAUAUCUUAAGUGAACCUUGCAGAACUUAAUUAUGAAUUGUAGUUAAGGAUGGAGAUAAUUGUGGUAGUGCACUUCACUUCUGAGGAACUGAUAAAAUUAAGAGACUAAAAUAUGUGCUUCAGUGCAUUCCAGGCUUUACAGAAGGUGAUAUAUUGUUUUCACAAUAUGUGGCAGUCCAUAAGGAGUAUUGCAGCAUGAACUUUAUUUAAUGGCUGUGAAUAUUUGGGAUGCUCUCUACUAUUCUGAAAUCAGUUGCUUCGCAACAGUGAAAACUUCUGUUAAAAUCCCCUUGGCUGCCUGUUACUGCAGUGACAGGCAGGUGUUUUCUUGAGGUUUAUUUUAGAUUGUAUUUACACAGAGAAAAGCAUUCAAGAGCACUACACACUGCUUUCCCCCACCCCCAAACAACAAAAACCCACCACAACAACAAAAGAACCCCAAAAAAUCUAUGAAGAAUUCUCAACUGCUUCAAGUUACUUUCAGUUUUAAGUUUUAUAUUUCCUAAGUAGUAAACUUCUGUGUUAGUUUGUUUUGCUUAAAAUAAAACAUUGUUUCCCUGUGGUGUAGACAGAAGAAAAAUGUUACUGUGUAACAUGUAUUAUAUAAACAGCUUUAUAUGAAGUUAAGGUGCUCAGCCUUUCUAGUGUGAUACUCUGGUAGUAAGGGAGAAUGGUAAGUUCACAUCCUUAUAUGAACUAGCAAUUUUAGAUUGGUAUAAUAGAUAUUUUAACUGACAGAGUUCUAGAACUUUAAACUCAUUCUGUUCUGAAAUGGGGAGAGAAUUAAAAUGCUUAUUUCUUGAUAUCUUUUUACAUAUUUUCUGAUGACAGGGACUGACAACUGUUGAGAAGAGUUUCAAGUUGAGGUGUUCCAGGAGUGGCUUUGGAAACAAUAUUUUCAUUAAUAAUGUUGGGACAAAGAAUUAAGAGCAUGUACAUGAUGAAAUUCUCUUAACAAAAUUGGGAGGCAUCACUGUUCAUAAUCAGAGUGUUUUAUAAGGAGAAACAAGCUAAUAUCAGAACAGUAACUGAAGUGAAAUUUCAUUGAAAAAAAUACAUAAUUAGGGAAUUUUUUCUUCAGCCAUGAAACUUUGAAGAUGUGAUAACCAGAGUGUAAUGUUGAUUACAAGCUGAGCCAGCUUGUGGUACAGCUGUUGAAGGCAGGAGGAGGUAAAUGCAAUUCAAAGAUGUAUCAAAUGAGGUUUGCAAACGGAAAUAAGGAAGCGUCUUUAGUGCCGUUGCACAAGGCAUUGAAAAGGUGGCUUUAAUAUUGUAUGAAAUUCUAGUUGCUUGGUGUUGAUGAAAGUCGUUUUCAACUCCUGUUACUAGGAGAAGAUGGUGUCUAAUGUAAAACUGAAGAAAGAAGAGUGUGAUUUUUUUUUCAAUCAGCUGAGCUAAUCAAUCACUAUUUCUUAAAGCUCUAAAAGGAAGAAGAGAAGAAAGGAGAGAAUAAAUAAACAAAACCUUCCCUAGAUGUAUGAGAAGCAUUGCCUGAUCUCCCGUGAAUCCAAAUCAUGCAAAAUUCACGAUCAAUUCAGAAGGAUCCUGCGUUUUGACUAGCCCUGAUGCUGCGGACUUGAGUAAACCAAUAGACAAAAGGAUAUACAAAGGAACACAACCUACAUGCCAUGACUUCAAUCACUUAACAGCCACAGCAGAAAGUGUGUCUCUUCUAGUGGGCUUCUCUGCAGGCCAGGUCCAACUUAUAGACCCUAUUAAAAAAGAAACUAGCAAAUUAUUUAAUGAGGAAAGACUAAUAGACAAGUCCAGAGUAACCUGUGUAAAAUGGGUACCAGGUUCGGAAAGCCUUUUCCUAGUAGCUCAUUCCAGUGGCAAUAUGUACUUGUAUAACGUGGAGCACACUUGUGGUACCACAGCCCCGCACUACCAGCUACUUAAACAAGGAGAAAGUUUUGCAGUUCACACUUGCAAGAGUAAAUCCACAAGAAACCCUCUGCUUAAAUGGACAGUAGGUGAGGGUGCCCUGAAUGAAUUUGCCUUUUCCCCAGAUGGGAAGUUCUUGGCGUGCGUGAGCCAGGAUGGUUUUCUUCGUGUGUUUAACUUUGAUUCAGUGGAAUUGCAUGGUACAAUGAAAAGCUACUUUGGAGGACUGCUCUGUGUGUGUUGGAGUCCCGAUGGGAAAUACAUAGUGACAGGUGGAGAGGAUGACUUGGUAACAGUUUGGUCUUUCGUGGACUGUCGAGUAAUAGCGAGAGGCCACGGACAUAAAUCGUGGGUCAGCGUUGUCGCGUUUGAUCCGUAUACCACUAGUGUAGAGGAGAGCGACCCGAUGGAAUUUAGCGGAAGCGAUGAGGAUUUCCAAGACCUUCAUUUUGGCAGAGAUCGAGCGAAUAGUACACAAUCUAGGCUAUCCAAAAGGAACUCUACGGACAGUCGUCCAGUAAGUGUUACGUAUAGAUUUGGGUCUGUAGGCCAGGACACGCAGCUCUGUUUGUGGGAUCUCACAGAAGAUAUCCUCUUCCCCCACCAACCCCUCUCAAGAGCAAGGACACAUACAAACGUCAUGAAUGCCACAAGUCCACCUGCUGGAAGUGGUGGAACUAACCCGGGAAGUAACGGAAACAGUAUCACAACACCUGGAAACUCUGUACCCCCUCCUCUUCCACGCUCCAACAGCCUUCCGCACUCCGCAGUCUCAAAUGCUGGCAGUAAAAGCAGCGUCAUGGAUGGUGCCAUUGCUUCUGGCGUUAGUAAAUUUGCAACCUUAUCGCUACACGAUCGGAAGGAAAGACACCACGAAAAAGAUCACAAGAGAAAUCAUAGCAUGGGACAUAUAUCUAGCAAGAGCAGUGACAAACUGAACCUAGUUACUAAAACCAAAACGGACCCAGCUAAAACUUUGGGAACACCUCUCUGUCCCCGAAUGGAAGAUGUUCCCUUGUUAGAGCCUCUUAUCUGUAAAAAGAUAGCACAUGAAAGACUGACUGUGUUAAUUUUUCUUGAAGACUGUAUAGUCACUGCUUGUCAGGAGGGAUUUAUUUGCACAUGGGCAAGGCCUGGUAAAGUGGGUUUAUUGUCAUCCCAAAACCAGGCCAAUUCUCCAAGUGGAACUGUAGUAUAGCCAGCACACUACUGCUAGCAAACCUCUGAACGCAGGACAAGAAGUAAUGACAGUGGAACCAGGAGCUGUUCUUCAGGCAAAGAGCAUCACAAAUUCUAAUGUGGUAGAGUGUAAACAUGGAGUUAUGUGAAUCACAUAGUAAUUUGCAAAGGCAUAAUGUAAUGAGUUCUUAUUACAGCUAAUACUGCUAGGCUGCUCACCCAAGGAAGAGUUUUCAUUUGGAAAAAGAUUAAAAAUGCUUCCUUUGGUGCUGCAGAAAAAAAAAAGUAACAUUUUUGGUUUUCUUUAUACUUUUCAAGUCCAGUGUAAUUUAAUCUCUCUCUAUAAAUAUAUAAAUAAAAGUUAUAUAUAUAUAUAUAUAGUGUAAAAUAAAGUAUGUUUCUUAAAUUCAAGUAAGUUCAAUGGUUAAACUAGUACUUCACCAUUGUUUAUUUUGCACUGAUUUUUUUAACCAGAGAUGGCUAGAAGACAGCCUGGAAUGCACUCAUGGCAAAUGAAAGUCAUUACUUUCUGGCUUCAAAAUGUUAUUCAGGAAGAUGGAUGCUGCAAUCGUAGAUUUUUAAAACAAACUUGUUUUGCACUUAAAUAGUUUAAUGCUAAUAGAGAAUUACUUUAAAAUUGGUGUCCAGACACCAGAAAAACUAUGUUGUGGAGAAAAGAACCUUUGUAUCUAUUAAACAUUUAUUUUAAUAUUGUUGUUUCCAACUGCAAUCGGCUCUGUAUUAUAUGUAUAAAUAAUGUAAUUCAGUGAUGGGGGAGGGGAGUAAUGGAUCAUUACACUAGCAAUUCUCAUUCAUUUAAGAAAGUGAUAUUUCUAAUUCAGAAAAUACAUAUUAAACUAUCUUGAAUAUGCAUUUUGUUUACUUUCUGUUCAAAUUCCAUCACUUUAAAUGUAAUCAAUCCUUUGUUGAAUUAAAUGUUUGGUACAAAAAUAUCAUCUAAACUUUGUAGAACAAAUUCCUUUCAAACAUAUCUCAUCUGGAAUAUUCCUUCAUAUUUAAUAUAGUCAAACGUCAAUUAGGAAAGUGAAAUAACAUUGUUCUGUUCUCAUUCUUAACGGUUUAUCUCUAAAUACAUCAUACAGUGGAAAGCUCACAGGCACCUUUGCGGGGCAAGGAUUUUGUAAUCACAUAGUCCCGUAUAUUUGUCUCAGGAGCUCCAGCAGUGGUAAAUGUCCACACUUUGACUUGACAACCCAAAAUCAGGUCAACUGAUUGGAGUAGAUGCACUUCUGAGACAACUUGUCUUAAAUCCAGCAUCUCGUUUGUAAUUCCACGCUCUUAAACUAAGCGUUACGGAGAUAGAUCUAUCUCUGUGUACAGUUUCACGCUGCUUGUCCGAACACACGGUAUUUUUAAGCACUCAGCAACAGAACACGUGAAUUGUUUUCAGUUCUUCUGGAGAUUAAAGAAGCCCCGAAAGCUGUAGCUCCGUGUCAAGCCCCAGAAUGACCGAAGCAUCCCCCGGUCUGGUCCCUGUGCAGCAGCAGGGGCUGCGGCUUGGGCUGGAUCACGGCGGGUGGUGGGACAGGGGCCACUGGCCCGAGCGCGCGGCCGCUGGACCCCGGGCACGCGGGGAUGCCCUUCCAGCUUCCCAGCAAUACAGCUGGGUAGAACUCCUUAAAUUGCAAGUAGAUUAUAGACACUUUCAGACACGAGAAGUUACGUUUUUCGGGAAAUAAGUGAAAAAUUCAGGUGAAACAACCCCAGUGGCUACUUGCAACUUGGUCUUUUUUUAGUAAUGCAGCUGGCGUGUAGAAAACUGCCAGGUGAGUUUAAAAGGUGGCAUUUAGUUUGUCUACAUUAAAGACGGAGCUGUACUUUACAAUUCUUAUCUACUUACGUUCUAAAAUACGAUGAACGGGGAAAAUACAACUGAGCAGGAUUAUUGUUCAGAAGUUUUAUUAACAUAGCAGGUUUAACUGUUAAAAUACAGAUAAACCUCAUCACUGAAAACUAGUGUAGUUAUCUCCCUGUAGACUUCUUUUGUAUAAAAAGUGCUUCAUAUGGUCCGAGUCAAAAUGAAACAGUUGAGAAAAUAUACAUACACUUCCUUCAGCUGGAAAAACACAAAACCAGUAUGGAAAGGACCGUAGUAUCCAACACUGGGCUAAUAACAGCAGCUACUUGCAUAUCUGUGUGCAGCGUGUCCCUGCUACAGGUCACAGUUAAACAGCACACAAGCAGUGUAUGUGGGGGUUUUUCUCAUCUGCUUCUUUACUAUUAGGCAAUCACCGAGAAGCUUGAACUGUCCAUCCCACCCUUUAUUCCAUAGGGAAAGAGAAUAUUUUAGGAAGAAAAGGGAUACUAAUAACUUACCUGGAAAGAACUUAGGAGUUUUCUAGUAUAGAUACAGCUCUUAAUAAAUAAUUUCUUCCUACUACGUUAAAAAAAA